Messenger RNA from Ruditapes philippinarum (Manila clam), 901 nucleotides. RefSeq names its product protein crumbs homolog 2-like. Gene Ontology annotation, cellular component: plasma membrane; protein-containing complex. The transcript has 6 exons. Gene Ontology annotation, molecular function: zinc ion binding; calcium ion binding. Lineage: Eukaryota; Metazoa; Mollusca; Bivalvia; Venerida; Veneridae. Bases 1 to 837 code for a protein of 278 amino acids. The record is from RefSeq and is a predicted model, not a curated record. Gene Ontology annotation, biological process: establishment or maintenance of epithelial cell apical/basal polarity; heterophilic cell-cell adhesion.
AUGGCCUUCAAAACUUUAGUCAUGUCAUCAUUCUCGGGAAUGAUCUCUAAAUUUUUACAUUUUCCUGGAAAUAUUAGGUUUUACUGGGGUGAUGAUUGUCAGUAUGAUUUCGACGAAUGUAAAUUUGGAAAUCCUUGUUACCACCGUGGCAAAUGCGAAAAUACAUUUGGUAGUUGGCGAUGUUUGUGUUUGCAAGGAUGGAGAAAUGGUGUACACAAUCAUUGUGAAAAUAAAACAAAUCCUGACAUCAACUUUCGGAAGUGUAUGCCAGGAUGGAUGGGAGACAUGUGUGAGAAUCAAUGUCUAAAUGAUCAAAUGUGUGGGCCAAACCAAAUGUGCAAGAAGAAGGGCAGAGGAAAGCUGUGUUUAUGUCGAGAUGAAUGGAAGGGCGACAACUGUGACAUAGACGUUGAUGAGUGUGACACAAAGCCGUGCAAACCGUAUGAAAUUUGUUUAAACAGUGCAGGUUCCUAUAGCUGUUCGUGCCCAUCUGGUUGGCAAGGUCCAAGUUGCUCAGAUGAUGUCGACGAAUGUUUAACUAAUCCUUGUAAACAUUCAGGAAUGUGUAUAAAUACGCAAGGUGCUUACAUUUGUAAUUGUACAUCUCACUGGACAGGCAGAAACUGUGAGGAGAAUUCGAUUAAAGCUGGUUUUUGGUCGAUGAAAACUUACAUUGGUGUGAUGGUCCUCGCCUUCUUGCUAUUGCUCCUGCUGUGUAUCGUCAUCGUUAUCAUAAUUAAAAAUAGAUGCAAGAAAAGGAAGAAGGUUCGUCCGAGAAGAAACGAAGAGAAAAGAAAAGUCAUCCACAUCAAGGAACGUGUGUCGAUAUAUGAAUAGAUUAGCUGUUUACGUUUUAAAACAAAAAAAAAACAUACAUUAUUUUUCAGUUGUGAAAUGUCAU